Molecule: messenger RNA, 216 nt
Organism: Colletotrichum graminicola M1.001
Lineage: Eukaryota; Fungi; Ascomycota; Sordariomycetes; Glomerellales; Glomerellaceae
Exons: 2
Coding region: 1-216 (71 amino acids)
Source: RefSeq, a predicted model, not a curated record
AUGCGAGAUGAUCAUCCCCCCACCACUACCAUUACCAACACCACCGCCGCCGCCGCCGCCGCCGCCGAAGCCACCCUCACAUCGGAGGCAGCUCCGACAACGGGCAACGGGCGACCAGGUAUCCAAGGUUGUCGUACCAGGACUCAGGAUGAAGUCUUUGUAGAUGCGUGGUGGGAGCCACUAAGUCGGUUUGCUUCCGCCUCGCUACAUCCAUGA